AAUAUUUGGAUGCAACCGAAUGUGUUGGCAAUAAUGCAGGAAUACUACUCACAACUUUCGAUGAAUAACGCUGUUUCAUUUCUUGGCAGUGUUGCGAAUAAAGCGGUUACACAGUCCACCAGUGGAAGUGCUUUCAAUGCGGUCUCUAAGCCAAAAAGUCCCGAGGGUACAGCUUCGUUAAGUCAACUAUCGUCGGCAUCUAAUCAGUUCGCCGCCGGUGUAAUAAAAGGCGAUCCGGCCGUAUCCUCUCAAGCUUCAACCGCUAUUAGUACGGAUACAGCAGCUGCAGCUGCAGCAGCCAAAUCUUCCGUAUGGAGUGCGGUUAAUGGCUCUUCAUCGGUCACAACGAGUCGACGGAGAUCAGCGACCAAUGGUACCGCAGGUAACGACAAGAACACGGUGACUAAUCCAGCGGAUGUUUCUUCUACAUCCUCGCUAGGCGCUAGCCUGGCAACAGCAGCUCCGCAGUGUAAAGUGGCUAAGAUGGAGACACAGCCCACAGAUGAUAAUAGGUAUUUUAUUAUAACUGAUCAGAUUGAAGUCAGUUUUCUGCAAAUCCUUGAAUAUCAGUCCUCAGUAUCAAUAUUUUCAUCACAUCAUUAA
Messenger RNA from Anisakis simplex (herring worm), 603 nucleotides. NCBI's taxonomy places the organism in Eukaryota, Metazoa, Nematoda, Chromadorea, Rhabditida, Anisakidae. The record is from the annotation of a GenBank genome assembly.